AUGAAUCAAACUUUACUUAGUCAAGGAGUGCAGGACAAAAACUUGGGUCUAGCUCUAAAAGUUCAGGAAAUGGUUGAAGGGAAAGCCACGCAUGUGGUUCCAGCAGUUCAGGUGGGUGUGGAAGGCUACAAAACGCUUCUAGUUCUUGUCAGGCAGGUAGAUUUGGAGGGCAAGGAAACUAAUCUAGCUAUACCCAAUCAGGUUAUCAAUCAGGAAGUAGUGGAAAAGAAGGUCACAGAUAUAUCUCAGGAAGUCAGUCCUCUGGAUAUGGUCAACAUGAGCCUAGCUCCUGUAGCCAGUCUUCUAGUCAGAGAGGAUAUGGAUCUAGAGCAUGUGGUCAGCCACAGAACUGUGGAGGACAACAGGGAACAAGUUCAAGUCAGUCCUCUUGUUGUGGACAAUAUGAGGCUGGAGUACGUCAGUCUUCUAUUUAUGUUCAACAUGGAUCUGGUUCCCGUGGAUACUCUUCAAAUUCUCACCAAAAAGGGCCUGGUUCAAAUGAAUUUUCUAAAUGUGGUCAACAUAGAUUCAGCUCAGGUCAGUCUCCUGGCUUUGGACAACAUGGGUUUGGACCAGGUCAGUCCUCUGGCUUUGGACAACAUGGAUCUGGCUCAGGUAAAUCCUCUGGCUUUGGACAAUACGGGUCAGGCUCAGGUCAGUCCUCUAGCUUUGGACACCAUGUGUCUAGAUCAGGGCAAUCUGGCUAUGGCCAACAAGGGUCUAGCUCAAGUCAAUCAUCUGGCUUUAGCCAACAUGGUCGGUUCAAGUCGGUCUUCUGGCUUUGGACAACAUGGGUCUAGCCCAGAAGAAUCCAGCAGAAGUGGAAAAAGGAUUAGUCAGAGUGAGUUCAGUGACAGUGAAAGGCAUUCAGGAGUCUCACACAGACACUCAGGAUCCACUCAUGGGCAGGUUGGAUCUCAACAUGGCCAGUCAGGAUCCACAGUUAGAGAGAGACAGAGAACUGUUCAUGGGCAAACUGGAUCUCAACAUGGAGAGUCAGGAUCCACAGGUAAAGGGAGACUGGGAACUGCUCACGGACAGUCAGGAGACACCACACAGUCCAUACAGUCCGCGUCCAAUACAGUUGGAAGACAGGGAUCUAGUCACAGGUCCAGCGACAGUGAAAGGCAUUCGAAGUCUCAGAGACACUCAGGAUCCGUUCAUGGGCAGGCUGGACCUCAACAUGGGCAGUCAGGAUCCACAGUUAGAGGGAGACAGGGAACCGCUCAUGAACAGUCAGGAGAUACCACUAGACACGGCCACUCUAGUCAUAGACAAUCCACACGGUCAGGAUCCAGUACAGCUGGAAGACAGGGAUCUAGUCACAGUGAGUCCAGUGACAGUGAAAGGCAUUCAGAAGUCUCACAGAGACUCUCAGAAUACACUCAUGAACAUUCUGGGUCUGCCCCCAAACAUUCAGUCACUAAUACAAGCAGAGCACAUGAACAUUCAGGAGAUACAUCUAAGCGCUCAGUAUCAGAUGGAGGGCAGAUGUCGACUCAUGAACAAUCAGGAUCCAGAAGUUCAGGGAAAGAGUCACAGAUUAGUGGAAGACAAAGACAUGGAUCAGGUCAAGGGUGGAAACAUGGCAGUUAUGGAAGUGCAGCAUAUGACUAUGGGCAGUCUGGGUAUGGACCUUCUGGGGCCAGCAGAACAAGGAGUCAUAAUUCUAGUCCUUUGAGGUCAACAGAUAGAGCUGCAACCAAGCAAGUGUCUAGACAUGGACAAUCAGUUUCUAGUUUUGACCAUACGGGAUCAAAAGCAACAGAGCAAGAAGACAAGAUUCAAGUCAUGGACAGUCAAAGACAAGGCAGUCAGCUGAUUCCCGUUCACCUAUACUUCCAAAAGAUGUCUACUCUCCUGGAAAACAUCACUGCCAUCAUCAAACUAUUUCACGAAUAUUCAAAAACGGAUAAGGAGACUGACACAUUGAGUGCAAAAGAGCUGAAGGAACUUCUGGAAGCAGAGUUUCAGCCAAUCCUGAAGAAUCCAGAUGACCCAGAUACUGCUGAUGUUUUCAUGCAUAUCCUCGAUGUAGAUCACAACCAUAAAAUAGACUUUACAGAGUUUUUCCUGAUGGUAUUCAAGUUGGCUCAAGCAUAUUAUUAUACCCAGAGACCGAAUUUCAAGACAUUAGGGAAAAAGCAGAAAAAGAAUAGAUACCAUUAUGAAGAUGAUACAGAAGAAGAGGUCCGGUUGCAGUACACAGCAGGUUUCCAGUAUCAGUAA
Lagenorhynchus albirostris (white-beaked dolphin) is the source of this 2229-nucleotide messenger RNA. It is a transcript of the gene TCHHL1, whose product is annotated as trichohyalin like 1. Gene Ontology annotation, biological process: establishment of skin barrier. Gene Ontology annotation, molecular function: calcium ion binding; transition metal ion binding. The record is from RefSeq and is a predicted model, not a curated record. Lineage: Eukaryota; Metazoa; Chordata; Mammalia; Artiodactyla; Delphinidae. Gene Ontology annotation, cellular component: keratohyalin granule; cornified envelope; nucleus.